UUUUAGGUUUAUUAUGGAGGCUAUAAAAAGUAUUAUUGAAAACAACAAAAUAAGAGGCCGUUCAAAUGAAUAUGAAAAUAAUUACCAAGGAUUUAAAUUUAUGCCUGAUUCUGAUGGCAAAACUCGAUUUAUGAGUAGUGAUGGUUCUAUUAAAAUUAGAAGCAAAUCUGGUAGUUUUAUUGAUGAUGACGGCAAUGAGGAAAAAGAAUUGCGCCGUUCUUCUCGAGUUAAAGACCGUCAUUUUUCGCAAUCUUAUGAAUUUUUGAACAUUCGUAGCCGUAUUAUUCGAAAAUCUGGGAAGAUGCUUGAUUUUAGCAGUAGCUCUCCUGCUAAUUUUACAAAUUCAGAUAAAGAAGUUUCGAAUAACUUAUCUGAUAAAAAAGAUGAUUUAAUGACUUCAAAUGGGCAGGAAGAAGAGGAAGGGAAUAGCGGUUUUGUUCAACCGGAGUUGUCACAAGAGGAUUUUCUUAAGGCUCAAAAACGUCAAAAUGAUACUGGUAUAGAAGACUCUGAUAAUGAUGAACGUGAAAUUUCUACUGCUCCAAUGCAAUCUUCUGGAAGUAAUGAAGAGAAUAGAGAUUUGGGUAAAUUAGCAGCAAACAAUGAAGAAUUAAUUCAAACUCCGAAAGAAACUUUAAAUGUUCACGAGACUUCAAAUAUUCUCAAUACUUCUCAAGCAAGCUCAAAGCGAAAUUCGAAGAAAGAACGUCGUCGAUAUUUGGAUGGUGAAUAUAUUGCAGAGAAAAUUCUUGAUGAACGUGGAGUUGGAAAGAGAAAGGAAUAUCUGAUUCAAUGGAUUGGUUAUUCUGAUCAAACUUGGGAAUUGGCUAGUCAUUUUCAGCAAUUUACUAAACUUAUUGAUGAAUUUCAAGAAGCUAAAAAGAAUAAAUUGAAUGAUUCGAAUAAUAAAGAGGAGGGAUCUGAUAAAAAUGUUAAAAAACGAAAAAUGCGUGCAAAAAGAAGUUAUUGGCAUUAUUUGGACAGUGAUGAGGAUGAUGAAUCUGAGGAAAUCUCAUCUUCUAUGCAGCAAGGAAGACAGAAAUAUAGUCGAAAAUCAAAAGAUAACUUUAUUGCUGCUGAACUUCCACCAUCAAGGCGUGGAAGCGAAGGAUUGAUUAUUAAGAAAAAGAAGGAGGAUUCGGAUAAUAAAGUUGAAAAAGAAAAACAAAAUGAAGAAAAGAAGAAGAAAAUUGAAGAAAAUUUGCAAAAAACGCCAGAACAAGGAAAGGACAAAAAGUCUUUUCCAGAAAUUGUUGAACGAAAAAAGAGGACUGGUAGACGACGUGGACGACCAUCACUUGUUAGUAUUUCUUCUAAAAAUUCGGAGGUUAGAGAUGUUGAAGUACCUGAAGUUGUUCCGGAGACGAAUGGAUUGGCUAAUAAUUCGGAAUCUCAGACUUCCGAGAUUCCGUCAAUUCCUGAUGAAACUAGUGGAGAUGAAGGAACACAAACUGUUUUAAAGAAAACGACAAAUUAUGCUGUUACUUGUGGUGCUAUGCCUUUGAGUAUCAUUCGUAUGCGUGUUGAUUAUGGGAAAGAACCGGAGCUGUUAGUUAAAUAUCAGGGAGAGCAAUUUGCUGAUGAAUGGGUUCCUCUCAGUAUUUUUAGUCAACAUGCUCAUCAAAAUUUGGUCAAUCAAUUUAUUUUCAAGUUUUUGUUUAAAGUUUGUAAUAUGCUUCGUGAGAGAGGAAUGGAAAUAUCAGAUGUUUCUACUUGAGAAAGAAUUAAAAUUUAUAUUAAAGUUUUGGUCAAUUAUUUAUUUUUGAAAAAUCAUUAAAUUAGGUAUGGGUUUAUGUUUUGAUAUCCGAUUAUUGUUUUAAUCAUUUCCCUCAAUUGGACAUUACAAUUUUUGGGAAUUACUGGUAACAUCAAUCAUCUUCCUUGUUUAAUUACUUUUUUCUCUCCAAAAUUUAUAAAUA
This is a messenger RNA of Meloidogyne enterolobii, 1919 nucleotides long. The record is from the annotation of a GenBank genome assembly. NCBI's taxonomy places the organism in Eukaryota, Metazoa, Nematoda, Chromadorea, Rhabditida, Meloidogynidae.